AUGUUUUCAGCAGGUUCAAUCUGGAGACUAUACGUCCUUUCGGCCGUGAUUACGCUUGUCAGCCUACCACCUGUUGAGCUUGCCGAAGUCGAACGACACGCCCUUUCACGAAGAGCAAAAAAAAAUGACAAACCACCGCCAGCGCCACUAAAGCUCGGUGACCCAGCCAAGGAUAUUCGCUGUGGCGACAGCUGGAAUACUGUACCAGGCCUACCAAAAGACAAAGACGGGAAAGAGCAAGUCGCUUGCAGAGCUUACGGUGGUCUGGGUUACUAUUGCCUAUUGGAAACAUGCAAAUAUGGGAGUUUGAAAGAUAGCGAUGUGCCGAAGGGCUACUCUCUUUCAGACUGGCGCUUCGACAAGUGCACGCGGUACCCCCUGAAAGACGAGAAAGUCCCCGGAACUAACCAAGCCCAACCACCAGCACUAGCGUUCAAAGUUUCCCCAAUCGGAAUCUGGGCUCACAAUAUAGCCGGAAAAAUGGUGCUGACGGGUUGGGACGAAGACCAAGCUCACUUUGACAAACUCACACGUGUUUACACAUGCGCAUGGGAAAAAGUUGCGGACAUUAACAACCAAAGACCUGUAUGUCGUACGUGCACCCGCACUGACUUCAAAGAAGGCGACGAGCCGCAAAUCCCUGCACCCUAG
Puccinia triticina is the source of this 651-nucleotide messenger RNA. RefSeq lists its product as uncharacterized. The transcript is spliced from 5 exons. Lineage: Eukaryota; Fungi; Basidiomycota; Pucciniomycetes; Pucciniales; Pucciniaceae. Bases 1 to 651 code for a protein of 216 amino acids. The record is from RefSeq and is a predicted model, not a curated record.